Cetraspora pellucida is the source of this 1827-nucleotide messenger RNA. The record is from the annotation of a GenBank genome assembly. NCBI's taxonomy places the organism in Eukaryota, Fungi, Glomeromycota, Glomeromycetes, Diversisporales, Gigasporaceae.
AUGACCUCAACAAUAUCCUCUACGAACGUAUCACCAAUCUUUAACGAUAUCAUUCUAGUUUUAGAAUCCAUAAAUGACACGUUUUCCACCAAAAGAAUUUGUCUUUCUGACAACAUACCGGUCAAAAUAGGCCGUAUGACUAAUAAAAAUACGCACCAAACUCAAACGAAUGGUUAUUUUGAUAGUCGAGUCCUUUCCAGAACUCAUGCUGAGAUAUGGAAUGAUAAUGGAAAAAUUUUUAUAAGAGACUUAAAGUCUAGUAAUGGCACAUUUGUUAACGGAAAACGCAUUAGUAUCGAAGACAAAGAAGGCGAGCCUGUUGAACUUAAGAAUUACGAUAUACUGGAAUUUGGUAUUGAUAUAUUCAGCGAAAAUGACCGUAAGCUCUUGUACAGAAAAAUUGCAACGACAAUACAAAUUAUUUCAUCGAGUAAUGCGCGAUCGAAAAUGAAUAUGAUCAUGAAUGGUCAAUCUUCCUGUAAGCGCCGUCCUGGACUAAUGUCUGAAAUUUAUUCUUCUGAUGUUUCCUUCGAAUUAUACAAUGCACGUGAUGAGAGUCGCCGUUUAACCGAGUUGAACGGCGUUCUGAAUGAUAUAGGAAAUACAUUAGUGAGCAAAAACAAUAGGGAUCGAUCGAAUGAGAACGGUGUAUUCCAUCACAAUUUUAAUGAAAUGCAAACAAAAUUUCAUGCAGUGGUGUCAGAACUUAAUAAAAAACUUGAGCAUGAAAUUUGUCUUCGUAAUGAAUACAAAGAAAAAUCCCAAAUGUAUGAGAAGAAAAUUCAACAGCUUGAAGAAAGUUUAAAAGUAGCCUGUUCAAACAAUCUAGAGUCGGACUCUAAACAGAUUGAAAAAUUAGAGGUACAAGUUCAGAUGUUUUCACAGCAAUUAGAAUAUUAUCCAAGUCAGCUAAAAGAUGCAAAUAUAAUACAUUCUGAUGAAGAUGAUGAUUUACAGAAACAAUCUGAAAGCUUACAACUUUUACACGUGUCUGAAGUGGACGAAUUACAAUAUAAAAUCCAAGAAAUGAAUACCGAAUUGGAAAUUACUAGUAGAGAACUCAGUGACUUACAAAAUCUUUAUUCUUCCGAUACUGAGAAGUACAAAAAGCGAAUAAAUGAAUUGUUGAAGCAGCUAGAUGAUGCCCCAAAAGAUGAAAGUACCACCAAAAUCGAUGAAUUAAAUAUACUAUCAGAAUUUAACGAAUUAAAAUCAAGAUAUGAGCGAAUAAUUGUUGAACACGGAGCGUCAAUUUCAAAGCUUAAUGAAGAGCAUGCGGACGCUAUCGCUUUCAAAGACAAUCUCAUUCGUUGUCUUCAACGUGAAAAAGAUGUUUUUUCAAAUCAAUUCAAUGACUUUAAAAAAGAUGCCCAAAACGCUUUGGACACCGUUCAACAGCAACUUAUAAAUGCUCGUGAAGAAAUUAUAUCUAUAGUGAAUGAGAACAAUAACUUAACUGUUGCCAAUGGUGAAAAUCUAAAAAAGAUUGAAAUUCUUAAGGCAUGUUUGAAAGACUACGCAAAUGCAGAUUGUAGUGAAAUUGAGCAAAUUCAAGCAGAGAAUGCAAGGUUAACAGAAGAAAAUUCCAAGGUUAACCCAAAACUUAAACGAUCGAACCAAGAUGAAUCAACGGAAAUUGAUCGAAACAUCAAAGUGGAAUUAUCAAAACGUCUUAGCGGAGAAUCCUCACAAGCUAUCACAUAUCAACAUCAAAAACAAGAAAAUAUGGUAAAAGACUCUGAACAGACUAAAUUAUUUCUCAUGGAGUUAUAUUAUGGUAUUGUUUAUUUCAUUUACGUUGCUUACAUUCUUUUCUUAUUUAUUUGA